Messenger RNA from Microtus ochrogaster (prairie vole), 890 nucleotides. RefSeq names its product mitochondrial ribosomal protein L32 (gene Mrpl32). The record is from RefSeq and is a predicted model, not a curated record. Gene Ontology annotation, molecular function: structural constituent of ribosome. NCBI's taxonomy places the organism in Eukaryota, Metazoa, Chordata, Mammalia, Rodentia, Cricetidae. Gene Ontology annotation, cellular component: mitochondrial large ribosomal subunit. Gene Ontology annotation, biological process: translation.
CUUGCGCACGGUCCCGGCAGGCAUCUCUGUCCAGAGAGAAACAUGGCUAUCUCCUUGCUGCUGCUGUCCUUCCCGUGGCCGGCGCGUCCCGGACCGCUCCGCAGGUGCUGGGAGCUGCUGCAGCAGCUGAGGCAGAACUGGAACGGCCUUGCCAGUCCCCAGUGGGCACCAGCAUUAGCGGUCCAGGGUCCAUCCAUGCUCACAGACCCAGCCCACGGCACCAGUGGAAACAGAGAGGAUUCCAGCUUUGUAGAUAGUAUCUUUUGGAUGGCAGCUCCCAAAAACAGACGCUCCAUUGAAGUUAACCGGUGUAGGAGAAGAAACUCCUGGAAGCUUAUUAAAAUUAAGAACAAUAUAGACGUUUGCCCUGAAUGUGGCCAUCUGAAGCAGAAACAUGUUCUCUGUGGCUACUGCUAUGAGAAAGUAUGCAAGGAAACAACACAAAUCAGACAACAAAUAUGGACUCAAGAAGGGGGCCCCUUUAAAGCCCCAACUGUAGAGACUGUGGUACUGUACACGGGAGAGAAACCAUCAGAGCAUGAUCAGGGCAAGAGGAUUAUUGAACGAAAUACGAAGAGGCCAUCUUGGUUCACCCAGAAUUGAUAUUGAAGAAGUUAAAAAAAUAAUAAUUUCAUAGUCUCUAAAAUCAGGAGUCUUUGCUUUUUUUAUGUUGUGCCUGUUUUGAUAUCAAUGUAUUUUUAAAAUUGACUUUAUUAGCUGUUAAUUUUAAAUGAAGUAAUUUGAAGAGUGUCUCUUGAAUAAACUCAAAAUAUUUGUGCAAAGGCGUAGUGGAUUAAUAUGUGUGUUUCUGUAAUGCUGUUGGUUCUUAAUUAAACCUAAAAUUUCCCCAGACCAAAACAUAAAAAAGUAAUAAAAUUCUUAGCUAAUUA